This is a messenger RNA of Pistacia vera, 1358 nucleotides long. Its product is annotated as vesicle-associated protein 2-2. Gene Ontology annotation, biological process: endoplasmic reticulum membrane organization. The coding region runs from base 126 to 1343 and encodes 405 amino acids. Gene Ontology annotation, cellular component: plasma membrane; endoplasmic reticulum membrane. Lineage: Eukaryota; Viridiplantae; Streptophyta; Magnoliopsida; Sapindales; Anacardiaceae. The record is from RefSeq and is a predicted model, not a curated record. The transcript has 8 exons.
CAAUUUUUGUAGUGAUUUUGUUUAUAAUUAUGUAUCAAUUUAUUUGAUUAUGCAGGGCAACUGAUUAAUAUAAGUGGGCAUAUAGCAUUGCUGAGAAGAUUGGUUUUGAAAUUGGGACAAAUAAGAUGAAUAAACAACUUUUGGAAAUUCAACCUAAAGAACUCAAAUUCAUAUUUGUACUGAAAAAGCAAAGCUCAUGCUCAGUUAAGCUUACCAAUAACACCCACAAUUACGUUGCUUUCAAGGUGAAAACUACUUCCCCUAAGAAAUACUGCGUACGACCAAAUGUAGGCAUUGUUAUGCCAAAAUCUGCUUGUGAUUUUACUGUCACAAUGCAAGCCCAAGGGGUAGCUCCACCAGAUAUGGUGUGCAAAGACAAGUUUUUAAUCCAAAGCACAGUUGUGCCCGUUGGGACAACUGAUGAGGACAUUACAGCUAGCAUGUUUGCCAGAGAUGAUGGUAGGUACAUUCAAGAGAAUAAGCUGAAGGUGACCCUUAUCAGCCCACCUAAUUCACCAGUAUUGUCACCAAUUAACGGGUCAUUGAAGCAGGGUCUAGCUUAUGAAGCUUCUAUACUGGAAGAUCCAGUAUCGAGAGUUCAAAUCCUCACCCCAUCAGAUAUGGCUACUAAGAAUGUGGAGGGAUCCAAGAUGGUAAAUGGCGAGGAAUUAAAACCUGCUAAAGUUGAAGAAUUAAAGCCAAGGAAGGAUACUAUUGACGGUGAGGUGUUAAAGCCAGCAAAUUAUGCAGAAUUGAAGCCUAGGAAGGAUGCUUACAGCGAGGAUGCAGGGUUGAAGCCUAGGAAGGAUGUCGUUUAUGAGGAGGAAAUAAAGCCAGAAAAAGAUGUAGAGUUUAAGCCUCUGAAGGAUGUUGUUGACAAUGAGGAAUUAAAGUCAGUAAGGGAUGCUGAGUUGAAGCCAAGGAAGGAUCUUCCUGUUGGUGAGGAGUUAAAGACAGAAAAUGAUAUAGAGUUGAAUCUAUCCGAGGAGGUGGAUGAUGGUGAAAAGUUACAGUUAAGAAAGGAUGCAGAGUUGAAGCUGAUGAGGGAAGUUGAGUCUAAAGCAAAAAAGACUGUUGAGGAGCUGAAGUUAGUUACAGACAUCGAGGACAUGAAGUCAAAACUACAUGAACUUGAAUCAAAGCUAAAUGAGGCCGAGGUGACUAUUUCAAAGCUCACAGAGGAGAGGAGAUUAAGCUUUCAAGAGAGAAAAAUGUUGCAGGCAGAAUUAGAAGUAUUAAGGAGUAAAACUGUUGUGAAGAAAGUUCAGGUGGGAUUUCCUCUUCUGUUUGUUUGCAUGGUGGCAUUCAUCAGUUUCGUGCUUGGAUACCGGCUAAUCCAUUGAAAGAGAAAUGCACAC